This is a messenger RNA of Darwinula stevensoni, 540 nucleotides long. NCBI's taxonomy places the organism in Eukaryota, Metazoa, Arthropoda, Ostracoda, Podocopida, Darwinulidae. The record is from the annotation of a GenBank genome assembly.
AUGCCCAUGGGGGACCUUGCCGAAUUUCUCCGAUCCUCUUCGCCCUAUCUGAAGAUGCGCACCCUCAAGAACCCUAAUGAGGAAAUGUUGAACCAUGAGCAGCUGCAUAAUUUCAGUCACCAAAUCUCGGAAGGGAUGGAGUACCUGUCGGGAAAGCACUUUGUGCAUCGAGACCUGGCAUGUCGGAAUUGCGUCGUGGACGAAGGUCUCGUCGUGAAGAUCUCAGACUUCGGUCUCGCCAGAGACAUCUAUACAUGUGAUUACUACAAGGUGGAAGGGAAUCGGUUACUCCCUGUGAGAUGGAUGGCACCCGAGAGCAUCAUGUAUGGGAAAUUCACCCUCAAGUCCGACGUCUGGUCUUUCGGUGUCCUCCUUUGGGAAAUCUUCUCCUACGGCAAACAACCUUACUACGGACACACGAACGAGGAGUUGGACUGGACACGGGCAGUCAACGUGUUAAAGAGCGUCCACGUGAUUUGUCAUUAUUGUGGUGGUGUUGGGAGUGAGGACAUCGCUCUCAUCCUCCUCAGUGCAUGCUAA